Messenger RNA from Branchiostoma belcheri (Belcher's lancelet), 2154 nucleotides. RefSeq lists its product as uncharacterized. The record is from RefSeq and is a predicted model, not a curated record. Lineage: Eukaryota; Metazoa; Chordata; Leptocardii; Amphioxiformes; Branchiostomatidae. Bases 232 to 1761 code for a protein of 509 amino acids. The transcript has 9 exons.
CAUAUCAGGUGGCCUUUUUCCAGGAACGACCUGCGGAUCCAACCCGCAGCGCCAAAUACCGCUCUAACCCCGCACUGGGCUGGGAUAUCCUCCUCUACAUAACCUCAACCGCUUCUUACGUUACCGGACCGCUGCCCGGCCAGACCCCCACACCACCCCUGUACAUUGGACACUACCUGCCCAGCCAGAUCACCCCGUCCUUCCGCACCAGCUUCCCGGCUAGACCUCACCAUGACGGCGCAGGUAAUUCCCGUGGAGGCCAUCCUGGGCAAGCCUGACUUUAAGUACCAGAAGGUUCAGUACCGGCGGCACGUCUGGCAGCCCGGCUUCGGGGAAGCUGAGGAGCAGGCCCCGCCCGCCUUCCAGGCUCACGCCGGUACCAGCUCGGCCUCGUCCAUGUACAUCCGCAGUAAGGACUACGGAUUUCAGCGUAACGUGUGGACACCAGGGGACGUACAGUACCGAGACUCGGAGCUGGGCUCGCAAUGGAAGGCGCCGGAAGGCUAUGAAGGGGUUUACGACGCGUCCGUUUGGGGAAUUCCGACCGACGGCGACAUGCUGCCCGUUAUCGACAUCGACUGGGAUGAGCUGAACCGGCGGAAGGCUGAGCGAGACGCCCGGCUGGCUGCCGAGGAGGAGGCGGCAAGGCGGGCGGCGGAGGCUGCGCUCGCGGCUGCAGGGGCUCCAGAGGUUCCCGGCCCGCCGAUGUCGCGACUGGAUUACGACCGCAUGCUCGGUCUGGGCGGACAGAAGGAGCUGGGCGGGCCGCUGGGCGGGGAGUAUGUCACGCCCACGGAGGAGGACAGGCCCGUCGACAUGCAGGCACAGGCCCGGCCAGGCGGGGGCGCCAUGCCGGACGGGACCGACACGCUAGCCGGGGACUCUGCCGCCAGGAAAGGGCACGAGCUCAACAGACGGAAGCUGGGAAUAGUGACCCGUCCGUCCACGAUGCACGACCGCACGUACGGCAAGACAGCCGAGAGCGGGAAGGGCGCGGAGCUGUACCAGAAGCGGCAGCGGCGCGUGGUCCAGUUCUCCAAGGAGGACAUCCGCAGCUUCAAGCCGUGGCUCUCCCUCAUCUACGUGCCCCCAACGGAGAUCCUGCCGUACUACGGGAAACCAUUCAAGGAUGAGCCCGCAGCCCCCGAAGAGCCACCGGCACUCGUCCCGCCCAAGAAGCCGGGGCAGAAGGUGAUCCCCCGCGCGCCGAUGACCCCCUGGACGGCCGCCAUGCAGACGUCAGGUGACGUGGAGCCCGCGUUCACCCACCUGCGGAAGCGCGGCGCUCCGUUCGCCACGUACCUGGAGAAGGGCAUGGUGGGAGACCAGCCGGAGACGGUGGGAGCCGUGCAGGCCGUCAUGGGCGCUGCCGAGGGGAAGAGAGGUGCCGCCGGCGGUGGGGGAAGAGCGGGCGGCGGCGGUGGUGCGUUCGCAGGAGACGGAAGCGGCGGUGUGGGAGACGGCGCGUACGGAUCGGGCUUCCAUCUAGAGAAGGUGAACCCUGACGCUCGUCAGGAGCUCCCCAACUACAAGGACUUCAACCGCACGGCGAAGGGGUGGCUGGCUGUGGAGGGCGCCGAGACGUACGCGAUGUCGGAGGCGGAGGCGGCGUCGCGCGGGUUCUUCGCGGUGAGGCACAUCGACGCGGAGGCAGACGUGUGGCGGCCCGACCCGAGCGUGGUGAAGGCCAUCCUACAGGAGCGGUCCGAGCUGCACCUGCCGCCAGAACUGGCCGGCCUGCCGGAGUCAGAGGAGUUGUAACUGUCGAGACUGUCGUAUCUGAAACCUACAGAGGAGUUACUUGUAUAAUAAAAUAUUGGAGAAAGCAAAAGCAUUUUUGGACCGGAAAACUUUAGAGAGAAAGUUUGACAAGCUUCUGGCCAAAGUUGAAGCUGAACGAGCCAUUAUUGUAAGAACAUACAGGGGCUGUGUGAUUCUGUUUCUGAAAAACUUCUCCUGGGACUUUUCUUGACUUUAGCAAUUUUUAAAUGAUUUUGACAAUGAAUCACAAGUUAGUUAUUCUAAAUGUUAAUUGCUUCUUAAUUGAUGUCGGAGGCGGAGGCGGCGUCGCGCGGGUUCUUCGCCGUGCGGCACAUCGACGCGGAGGCAGACGUGUGGCGGCCCGACCCGCGCGUGGUGAAGGCCAUCCUACAG